Molecule: messenger RNA, 1524 nt
Organism: Cydia fagiglandana
Lineage: Eukaryota; Metazoa; Arthropoda; Insecta; Lepidoptera; Tortricidae
Exons: 2
Coding region: 55-984 (309 amino acids)
Source: RefSeq, a predicted model, not a curated record
CAAGGCUUGUUGGAGCUACUGAAAACCACCGAAGUCUUCAGUAGUGCCAUCAACAUGGAGUUUGGUGUCGAUAAAUGUGCGGUUAUGCAUGUACAGCGGGGGAGGGUUGUAAAUUCAACAAAUUUACAACUUUCUGAGACAAUGUCUUUCAGAUCUAUCUCUGAAUCAGAAACCUAUAAAUACCUUGGUAUGUCACAGUCGUUGGGUAUUGAUGAUGAGGGUAUUAGACGGUCGGUGAAGGAGCGCUUUUUCAGUCGGCUCACAAAAGUCCUUAACAGUCUUUUGUCAGGAGGCAACAAAGUGCGCGCCUUCAACGCCUGGGUAAUGCCCCUCCUCACAUACUCCUUUGGCAUACUAAGAUGGACUCAGACCGAGCUGGACGCCCUGGAUCGGAGGGUCCGAUCACUGCUCACCACACAUCGCAUGCUACACCCACGCUCGUCGGUUAUGAGAUUGUACAUCCCACGCAAGUGUGGAGGCCGAGGCUUCCUAAACGCCAAGGAUCUCCACAACCGCGAGGUGUACAAUCUCAGGAAUUAUUUCCUUAACAACGAGUGUGGGAUGCAUCGUGAUGUGGUGGCAGUAGACAGGAACCUCACGCCGCUCUCCUUGGCAAACGAGAACUGGCGCAAACCUGUGGUACUAAGUACUGCGGAUCGCAAGGCGGCAUGGGAGAGUAAAGUGCUACACGGGCGGUUCUACAAGGCCCUCACGGGACCCGAUGUGGACCUGCUCGCGUCGGUGAACUGGUUACGAUUCGGGGACCUCUUCGGAGAAACCGAGGGUUUUGCCUGUGCAAUUGCGGACGAAGUGAUGAUGACGAACAACUAUCGGAAAUAUAUCCUGAAGGACGGUACGGUCGACAUUUGUCGGGCAUGCCGCCGUCCCGGAGAAUCACUCAGGCAUAUCAUUUCCGGUUGUUCUCAUCUUGCUAACGGUGAGUACUUGCACAGACAUAAUCUCGUAGCCAGGAUUAUUCACUAGCAACUUGCUCUUCUAUACGGCCUUGUGGACCGCGAAGUACCGUACUACAAGUACUUACCUGCGCCUGUUCUCGAGAAUGGUCGUGCCACGCUCUAUUGGGGUCGAUCUAUCAUCACUGACAGGACUAUUGUAGCCAAUAAGCCUGACAUCGUGAUAAUAGAUCGAUCGCAACGUCGGGCCGUUCCAGUAAGUACCUAGACUUGGCUCACGAGAUAACCGCUAUGUGGGAUGUUGAUUCGACGAUCAUUGUCCCGAUAGUCGUUUCAGUGAACGGUCUAAUAGCGAAGAGUCUCGACCGACAUCUUGAGAGACUCUCGCUAGGUGGUUGGAUCAAGGGUCAGAUGCAGAAGGCGGUGAUCUUGGACACGGCGCGGAUAGUCCGCCGGUUCCUCUCUCUGCGGCCCUGACCACCGGCAGCUUGGGCCCUGCCCCGCUGCUGGCGGCACCCUAGGUUAGGUUUUUUAUAAUGUGUUUAUACUUAUUUUUUGUUGUUUUUUAUGUGUUUUUGUAUUUUACUUUUAUAUUCAUGUUAUAAAUGAC